Hemibagrus wyckioides is the source of this 3959-nucleotide messenger RNA. RefSeq names its product neuronal pentraxin-1. The record is from RefSeq and is a predicted model, not a curated record. NCBI's taxonomy places the organism in Eukaryota, Metazoa, Chordata, Actinopteri, Siluriformes, Bagridae. The coding region runs from base 525 to 2423 and encodes 632 amino acids. The transcript has 7 exons.
UUAAACUUAUUCCCCUCGAGCAAAUCCUUUUCAAUCCUGAUCACUGCAGCUGAGAUGAACUGGUCAGCUUGUAGCUCCACGGAUUGAGAACAGUUUCCUUGGACGGUUCAUCUGUACGCGUCAUUCACCUCAGGGGCAUGGCUGGCUCAGAGAGACUGAGAGUGUAGUGGUGGUGAGAGAUUAACAUGAUCUGGAAAGUGAAAGAUUAUUUGGAUGCCACACACACAGAAUCGAUCAGUUUCACGUUGGAGGAAGUAAACCAUGCCGACCGCUCCUCUGUCGUAUCACAAUACUGGAUUGUCACACAUGGAUCCCGGAAACCUGUCAUGCUAUUUUUGAUGAAUUGAUGAUCUAUCCCAGUACUUUAAAUAAAAAUAGUGACUGACUGCAAACUCUUCUUAACAAACACGGCAUGUUGUAGUAGUUUACCUUCGACCUCUUUUCAUACUACACUAAUCAGAAUGUCCACAUCGGCCGGAUAAAACACAAUAUAAACUGGAAAAGGCAUAAAGACUGCACUUAAGAUGGAUAAGGACACAAAUAUAAUCAUUUGGUCUUUUCCAUUGGUAUUCUCACUCAACUGGCAAAGGGGUCGGAUGUUUCGAGGAAUGUGUCCAAUCAAUUCACUACUAAUUCUUUCUGUACUAUCCUCAGUCGGACUUGGCAAUGUACCAGGAGUAGAAUAUGAUUGGGGAGCUCAACCCAAAUUAGUAUGCAUGCCCUUACCUGCAGACACUGAUCCAAGCUGUUUUCCCCCAGAUGGGGUUACUCAUGGCCCUAGCAUUAAUGGACAUAACAAUGGUCAUGCCAAUAGCCACAGCAAUGGACAUGGGAAGGGACAUUUUGUUGGUGGCUUGCCUAACAGUCCUACUGGUGGCAGUAGUCGGCGAGGCAUAUCUGAUGAAGCAAAAGCUACAAUUCUGCACUUGAGGGAGAGCCUAGUGCGUCAGAAGGAGACCAUUCUGGAUCAGAGGGAAACUAUACGAGAGCUGACUGCAAAGCUGACGCUCUGUGAGGGCUUUGGGAGGGGGGCAAGUGGGCACCACAAUGAAGACCAUCAUGGACAUCAUGGCUCUCAUCACUCUUCACAUCACUAUGACAGUGAACAUCAUUCUGAUCCACACUAUCCUCUCAAUGGGUACCACAAUGACCAUCACAGAGGGAAGCCACCAUUUCUGGGGAAACAUGCAUUUUCCCCAGAGCAGGCAGGGAAGACCUUACAGGCUCUGAAAGAAAGGCUGGAAAAUUUACAGGCAAGGAAUUCAUCUAGCACAUAUUCUAGCUCACUGAAAGACCUUCUGCAGCGCAAAAUCAACGCACUUGAAGAACAGCUCCACCGUCACUAUGACGGUCACCAUGACUAUGGCAACCACGAAUCCCACCCUGGCCAAGGCCACCGUGAUAAUCACCAUGAUGACCACCAUGGAGAUCACCAUGAUAAUGUGGACCACGAUAACAACCGCCGCUACGGUCAUCAUUACAGUCACUAUUAUGGCCAUCACUACGAUCAACUCGGCACACACCACAGUGAUAGUGAUGAUCACCACGAUGACCAUCAUAACAAUCACAAUGAUGACCAUCACGAUGACCACCAUGACAGCCACCAGAAUGAACACCAUGAUGACCAUCAUUCUGACCCCCAUGACAGUGGUCACCACAGCAACAGUGAUCAUGGACACCAGCGUCGUAGCCCUCUUAAGUCCACAGCAUCUAGAGCACGUGGUGCCUACAGUAAGCUGGAUUCGGUGCUGGGCCAUCUGUAUCACAGGUCUCCAGAAACAGGGAAUCAAAAGCGACCUAAGAAUCCUGAUAGUUUUCAGAUUGGGUUUCCCAUGCACACUAACUACAUGUAUGGCCGGAUAAAACGCACUCUUCUCAAUGAAAUCUUUGCCCUAACUGUCUGCCUCUGGCUAAAGGGGGGUUCAGGGCCAGGAAUAGGCACCCCUUUCUCUUACUCUGUUCCUGGCCAGGCUAACGAGCUUGUCUUGAUUGAAUGGGCCAACAGUCCAAUAGAAUUAUUGGUAAAUGACAAAGCUGUAACUCUUCCUCUAUCACUGCAAGACAGUAAGUGGCACCAUAUUUGCGUGACCUGGUCCACACGGGAUGGUGUAUGGGAGGCCUAUCAGAAUGGAGUGAAAAGGGGCUCUGGGGAAAAUCUGUCUCCAUGGCAUCCCAUAAAACCAGGAGGAGUCUUUAUACUGGGACAGGAGCAGGAUACUCUCGGUGGCCGGUUUGAUGCGACACAAUCAUUUGUUGGAGAAAUGUCCGACCUGCAGGUAUGGUCAAGAGUCCUUAACUCUCAAGAGAUUGACAACCAAGCGUCCUGUUCCAGUCACCUCACUGGAGAUGUUAUCACUUGGAGUGAGUCUAUUGUGGAACUUCAUGGAGGAGUUACCAAAUAUCCAUUUGACCCAUGUCACUGAAGGUCCAAGCGGGCUACUGCUACCAUUUUUUAACCCUAACAGCUCUUGAUGGCAUAAAAUAAGAAUCAUUUAUCAUUGUUACAAGCAGAAAGACCCUCCAAACAUCCUGGUUAUGUAAUACAGUAUCAAUGAGUAACCUGUUUUUGAAAAUAUUUCAAUGUUACGUGUUCAAAAUGCACUUCUUACACUUAUCUUAUCAUUUGUGUGCACUUUUCAGAUUAGAAAGAAGCCAAUUUCGGUCUAGACUGAACAUCCAUAUUUCUAAGUGUCUUUCAAUGAGUACGUCAUUAGUGAUGACAAAAUAUCUGGAAGAAAAAAAAACACUCAUUAAUCAUUCUUACAUUUUAUUAAAUAAUUUAUUAGGAUUAAUAGUUAAAGGAUUGCUUAAAACAAUCUAAAGGUUAAGCAAUAAACUAUACAAUAUUUCUGACCUGCUGUUAAAUAUCUGUGCGGUUGAUUUGUUAUAACGAAGGAAAUGUGAUAGGAACAAUAUAACAUCCAUUCGGUAAGUGAGAAGGGAAGACAUUUUAUUAGAUCUUAAAGCAUCUCUUAGCAGCAUAGCGCAGCGAGAAGGUUUUUAAAGGUAUUAUCAAAUGUUUCGUACUAAAAAGUUAAGAAAGAAACAAACACAAAAUACACAUUAUUUAGUCCUGUGAAUAAAUUAUAAUCCAAGGUGCUCUUUUAGUCUGCUUUCUCUCUCAUGUUCAUGUAUAACUUCAGGGAAAAGCUUAGUUGCAGGUUUUUUGGGGGUUUUUUUUCAUACUUACGUAACUUUUCAUCUCGUAGUGUUAAUGCGUGUAUGUCUGAGUGGUGAAUGUCGAUGUUGUGUAAUCUGGAUCAAUGUGGUAUUUCGGGUUUUUUUUUUUUUUUGGUUUUUAUUUUCAUUAAAAAUAUGUUUAUUAAUAUCUUUAUUUCGUACCAGUUUGCAUUUGAAUACUACAGGUAGGUGGGGUGUUAAAAUGGGUCUGCAUAUGUACAUGCAGCAAGCCAGGAGCUGCAUGAGAAUGCAGAGGUGUCCAUGGCAACGUAGCUUAAAGAAGGAUUAAACAGACAAAGAGAACGCUCUGGUGUAGACCUAUUCUCUUAGAAUGCAGAACAUGCAUCUCUCUCUCUCUCUCUCUCUCUCUCUCUCUCACUCGCUCUUCCUCACUCUCUCUCUCUCUCUCUCUCCCUCACACUCUCUCUCUCUCUUACUCACUCUCCCUCACACACUCUCUCUCUCUUUCUCUCUCUCUCUCUCUCUCUCUCUCUCUCUUCAUUCACACAAAUAUAGUAAUUUGGUUAACAAAUCUAUUUUGUCAGAACACAUACUGUAUGAUUGAAAACCAUUUAAAUAGCUCUGGGUUUCUGUAUACGAUACUGUUGUACUUUUAUGAAACAUAAUUUGAAUGGAUUUCCUGCAAAUGCUCUAGUAAAAUAUGUUUUGUAAAAUGUUACAGAAAUGACCAACAUGUCUCUUGCUCAUAGCCUGCACUUGAAUGACUUCUACUGCUGUGUGUGCAUGUGUGUGUGUGUGUGAGAGAGAGAGAGAGAGAG